UCUCUGGCUCUCUGUAGAUCACCUAAACGAAACUGGGCCCCCGCACGGACGCUCAGAGGGCAUCGGAAUAUUCCACAAUUUAGCCACAACCGCAAUAAAACUUAUUAAAUUCAGUUGAGAACUGGUAAGCCACUAGGAACAAUGUGGGACGAUCUCAAGGAUAAGGUUAUUUUGGUAACUGGAACAGGUUCCGGCAUUGGUCAUGCGCUUGUCCAGGAAUUGGCCAAAGCGGGUGCCACAGUAAUUGCCGUGGCCCGUAACGAUGCCCAGCUCAAGGAACUGGCUUCAUAUGAUCCCAAGCACAUUCAAACCCUUAAACUAGAUCUGGCCCAUUGGGACCAGGUUAAAGAGACUUUGGCCAAGGUGCCACAAUUGGAUGGUUUGGUAAACAAUGCCGGUGUGGCCAUUAUAAAGCCAUUCGAAGAGCUUACCGAAAAGGAUUUUGAUACUCACUUUAAUGUCAACAUUAAGGCCGUGUUCAAUGUGACCCAAGCUCUGUUGCCCAAACUGCGUAAUGGCUCCAGCAUCGUGAAUGUCUCCUCGAUAGCGGCAAGUCGUUCAUUUGCCGGCCAUACCGCCUACAGUGCCACCAAAGCUGCCUUGGAUUCGUUGACCAAAUCAUUGGCCCUGGAACUGGGUCCACGCAAGAUUCGCGUCAAUUCGGUUAAUCCUACUGUGGUGCUCACCAAAAUGGGUCGGGACAAUUGGUCGGAUCCCGCAAAAAGUGGUCCGCUUUUGGCACACAUUCCACUGAAUCGUUUCUGUGAGGUGCAGGAAGUUGUCGAUGCCAUUGGCUAUUUGUUGAGCAACAAAUCGACUUUUGUCAACGGACAUCACAUUCUUUUGGAGGGCGGCUAUGCCGUUUCCUAAGGACUCGAUUCAAUAACAAUGCAAAUGCUAAUUCAAUCUUUGGCUACUCUUUUCAAUUCCUUUUUGUAUGUUUGUAUGUUUUUUUCUUUCUAUAUGUAUAUUUGCUUACAUUAAAACAGUUUUCUCUGAUUAAUUGUA
This is a messenger RNA of Drosophila willistoni, 1008 nucleotides long. Its product is annotated as L-xylulose reductase. The transcript has 2 exons. Gene Ontology annotation, molecular function: L-xylulose reductase (NADPH) activity; carbonyl reductase (NADPH) activity. The record is from RefSeq and is a predicted model, not a curated record. The coding region runs from base 142 to 870 and encodes 242 amino acids. NCBI's taxonomy places the organism in Eukaryota, Metazoa, Arthropoda, Insecta, Diptera, Drosophilidae. Gene Ontology annotation, biological process: xylulose metabolic process; glucose metabolic process.